CAUCUGCAUCUGCAAUAGCACCCGUUGUUGCAUCACAUCUCCUCACAGCGCGCGCAGUUAUUCCUUCUCUCCCGCCAUGUCUCUCCGCACAUCCAUUCGACGCACGGCAGCACCGCUGAGCUGCACUUCUCGGACAAAUCCCUCUACCAUGCCGCUCCGAGCCAAAAUUACCCAUCCCGCUUGGAUCAGUGGAAGAAGAAUGUACUCUACGCCCACCGAAAACAUACUCGCCCCCCAGCCCGAAGAUGACCCCGACGAUGUCAUCUUCAGCAACAACUACGGCGUCCGCUCCAUCGAGCUCAACCGACCCAAAAAACUCAACUCACUCAAUGGCUCCAUGGCUCGCAAAAUCAUUCCCCGGCUUCAAGAGUGGGAAAAGUCUGAACUUGCUGGGGUGGUCGUCAUCAAGGGAUCGGGUCGAGCUUUUUGCGCCGGAGGUGAUGUAGCGGAGCUGGCCAAAUGGAACAAGGAGGGCCCGGAAGGCCAGCAAAGGAGCUCGGAUUACUUUGGCCUUGAAUACAAGUUGGACCAUCUGAUUGCUACAUACGAUAAACCCUACGUCGCAUUCAUGGACGGUAUCACUAUGGGCGGCGGGGUCGGCCUCUCCAUCCACGCCCCCUUCCGCAUCGCAACCGAAAACUCCAUCUUCGCCAUGCCCGAGACGACCAUUGGCUUCUUCCCAGACGUCGGCGCCUCCUUCUUCCUCCCUCGCAUGGAAGGCGGCAUGGGUCUCUACCUCGCGCUCACCAGCGACCAGCUCAAGGGCGCUGACCUUUUCUACCACGGCGUUGCGACGCACUACAUCCACAGCUCGUCACUCCAUAAUCUGGAAUCCCGUCUGGCGGAGCUGCAGUUCCCAGACUACAUGGAACUCAAGGACCGCCAAUCUAUCAUCAAUGCCACAAUUGAGGAAUUCAGCACGGGGCUCCCUCACGCCCGCCCACAAAUCUCGGGCGCCCUCCGCCGCGCCGUUGACAAAGUCUUCCACGCAGAGCAGACCACCAUGCAAGGAAUCCUCGAUUCCCUCAAGGACGUCGAGUCCGACCCAGACUCCACCCCCGACGUGCAAACAUGGGCCCGCAAAACCAUCGAUACCAUCCACACCCGCUCGCCCAUCGCCGUUGCUGUCACCCUCCAGCAGAUGCGCGUCGGCCGCCAAUGGAGCAUCCGCGAAACCUUCAAGCAGGAGCACAACAUCGCUUCCAAGUUCAUGGCACACCCAGAUUUCGUCGAGGGCGUUACGGCUCGUCUCGUUGAGCGCAAAAAGGAACGUCCUAACUGGCAGCCAAACACCAUUGAUGAAGUGCAAUCCGCUGCCGUCGCUGCAUUUUUUGGCCAUGGAAACACGAAGCCUCUCGAGCUUAUUUCUACAAAAGAUUACAACGAUUACCCGCAUGAAUGGAUUGGGUUGCCUAAAGAGGGAGAGAUUCUGAGAGAGGCGGCGGGCGGGUUGACGAGAGAGGAGACGGUGGGCAAGUUUGUGGAGAGGAAAGGUGCGAAGCAGGGGAUUAGGGAGAAAGUUAUUGAGGUUUUGGAAAGGUUCAAUGUGUAG
Molecule: messenger RNA, 1552 nt
Organism: Periconia digitata
Lineage: Eukaryota; Fungi; Ascomycota; Dothideomycetes; Pleosporales; Periconiaceae
Source: the annotation of a GenBank genome assembly